AUGGCUUCAUUCAAGGCUUCUAGCAUCCUCAUUUUUGGGGCUACUGGCUCCAUUGGCAAGUAUAUUACCAACCACAUUGUCAACGCCAAGCCUUCGUUUCCCAAGAUCAGCAUCUUUACUUCUGAGGAUACGGUCGCCAGGAAGGCUGAUUUCAUUGGCGAGCUCAAGUCAAAGGGUGUCGAUAUUAUCACGGGAGAUGUGAGAAACGAGCAGGAUGUCAAGAAUGCUUACGAAGGCGUCGACACUGUCGUCAGCGCCGUGGGCCGAAACGUCCUCGAGACCCAAAUCGACCUCAUCCGACUUGCCGAGGAGUCAUCCUCUGUAAAGUGGUUCUUCCCCUCCGAGUACGGCACAGAUAUUGAAUACGGUCCCCAAAGCGCUUCUGAGAAGCCUCACCAGCUCAAGCUCAAGGUCCGCAAGUACAUCAAGGAGAAUGUGAAGCGUCUCAAGUACACGUAUCUGGUCACUGGACCGUAUGUCGACAUGUACUUUACCUUGUCGCCAAAGGCUGUCGAGGCGGGAGGCUUUGAUGUUGCCAACAAGAAGGCCAUUCUUAUCGACAAUGGCGAGGGCAAGAUUGGCUUCACCACAAUGCCUGACGUCGGAAAAGCUGCAGUGGCUGCCCUCCGCCACCCCGAGGCCUCUUUCAACAAAGCACUCAAAGUUCAAUCAUUUGUUGUCACUUCCAAGGACAUCCUGGCCGAGUUUGAGAAGCAAACCGGCGGAGAGCCGUGGACUACCACAAGCUAUACCCUGCAAGAGCUUAAGGAUGCGGAGCAAAAGGCAUGGAGCGAAGGAAAUCCACAUGCGGUCUCUUACACUCUUCGACGUAUCUGGUCAGAGGGUGGAACGCUGUAUGAAAAGACAGAUAACGAGAGCAUUGAGUUGAAGGAUUCGGAGCUGGAGACACUUUCGGAUGCUGUUACCCGAGCGCUUACAACUGGUUGGUAG
Molecule: messenger RNA, 951 nt
Organism: Fusarium keratoplasticum
Lineage: Eukaryota; Fungi; Ascomycota; Sordariomycetes; Hypocreales; Nectriaceae
Product: NmrA domain-containing protein
Exons: 2
Coding region: 1-951 (316 amino acids)
Molecular function (GO): oxidoreductase activity
Source: RefSeq, a predicted model, not a curated record